Molecule: messenger RNA, 3864 nt
Organism: Branchiostoma floridae (Florida lancelet)
Lineage: Eukaryota; Metazoa; Chordata; Leptocardii; Amphioxiformes; Branchiostomatidae
Product: sodium/potassium/calcium exchanger 4-like
Exons: 11
Coding region: 177-1862 (561 amino acids)
Biological process (GO): calcium ion transmembrane transport; intracellular calcium ion homeostasis
Cellular component (GO): membrane
Molecular function (GO): calcium channel activity; calcium, potassium:sodium antiporter activity
Source: RefSeq, a predicted model, not a curated record
UAGAUGACAGUUUCCGUUGGUGAGGUAGGAUCAGGGAUAGCUAUCACUCCUAUCACUUACACAGGCUUGACACAGUGUGUAGGCUCGGAACCGAACAGAUCGGGAAUAAGCAAGUUUGUUAGACAAACGUCUCAAAGGUUUUCCCCGCGAAGUUGGACAGGUCCUGCUUCCCCGUCAUGAUGAGAGUUCGCAAAAGGAAGGAAAUGUUGUGGCUGAGCGUCCCGCUGAUGACUGUCGUGGGGACUGUUCUCGUGCUGGUGGCACCGGGCAGGCAGGAAUAUCCUACGGGAGGAGGCGCACUGCGGCCCGACAAAGGUACUAAUGUCGCCCACACCGGACACGACCAAAUAUCACGGCGGUUACUGCAGUUUGUGACCGAUCACAUUCAUUCGACGGGGGAGCCCGACCUCCAGUAUCUGGACGGGGAGAUCCCGAACUGCACCCUGGCCUCCAUCGAGCAGUUCCCGCCGGACCCCAUGCCCGCCUCGGUACGGAACCAGGGAGGAGUUCUCCUGCAUGUUCUCGUGGCCGUGUACAUGUUCUCCGCUAUCGCUAUCGUGUGUGAUGAUUACUUCGUCCCGUCACUCGAGACCACAAGCACAAGACUGGGCCUGUCCCACAGCGUGGCGGGAGCCACCUUCAUGGCGGUGGGAAGUUCCGCUCCGGAACUGUUCAUAGCCAUGUUAGGGGUGUUCGUGACGAAGAAUGACGUCGGUGUUGAAACAGUAGUGGGGUCCGCCAUCUUUAACGUGCUCGUCAUCACCGGGCUGACGGCUCUCUGCAGUUCUAAGCUGCUGAGUCUGUCCUGGUGGCCGCUGUUCCGGGAUUCCUUCUUCUACCUGAUCAGCAUCGUCACGCUGGUGCUCAUCAUUUACGACGGGAAGGUCUACUCGUACGAGGCGAUGGUUCUCCUCGGCAUCUACUGCCUGUAUAUCUUCAUCAUGUACCUGGACCCAAGACUCAGCAAGUGGGCGACAGAGAAGGUGAAGAACUGGCACCUUAGCCGGGAGUCCUCCGCCCUUCUGGCCAUCAAGCACAGCGCCAACACCAACGCGGACAGCUACCAGACUCUGGAAAAUGAGGGCGACACUCCAGCUGAGGCGGACGGCAAUGUCAAGGUCAACAAAGAUGGCGGCAACGAAAAGAGAGAUCCUGAGAAAGCACCUCCCACGGACCCAGAGAAGCCAGCCCCUGCCCCUGACGCCCAGCCCGCAGCAGCCGACGCCGUGCCGAAGAGAUCUCUCCUGACAGUACCGGAAGGGAAGCGCAAGAUCGCCUUCUUCCUGAACUUCCCCAUCCACGCGGUGCUGUACGUCACCAUCCCGGACUGCCACAGCGACGGCACCAAGCACCGCUACCUCAUGACGUUCUUCAUGACGACUCUGUGGAUCGCCGUCUUCACAUACGUGCUGGUCUGGAUGUCAACCAUCAUCGGCUUCACCAUCGGGAUACCUGACGAGGUGAUGGGCCUGACGAUCCUGGCUAUCGGCACCAGCAUCCCGGACGCGCUGUCCAGUGUGCUGGUCUCGUCUUCAGGUCUUGGCGACAUGGCGGUCUCCAACUCCCUCGGCAGCAACAUCUUCGACAUCCUGGUGUGCUUGGGUCUGCCGUGGCUCUUCAAGUCCGCAGGCGGGUUCGCCGUGCACAUCUACAGCGAGAGCAUCAUCUACUCCACUGUGACCCUCAUCAGCACCGUGUUCUUCCUGGCCGUGGAUGUGCACCUGAACGGCUGGAAGCUUACCAAGACGUUAGGCGUGACGUGUCUGAUGACGUACGUCUUCGUCAUCACCCUGGCCAUCGUGUACGAGCUCAGCAUCUUCACGUCACACAUGCCCAUCUGUCCUCUGGACGCAGACAUGUAGAUACGACUGGAUGACAAGGUUCUUCCCUAAUCAACUUUAAGAUAUUUACAACAACAGCCAAAGUUUCGCUGUCCGCUUGAUGCCUACAUGUAAAUAUGACUGGGUAACACUGUUCUCUAUUCACAUUUAAGAUAGUUAACGUUAUAACAAUGACAUGCGUUUCGCUGUCCUCUUAAUGCCGACAUCUGUUCUUGUAAAUAUGACUGGAUCGCAAGAUUGUCUUUCGAUGGACUUCCGAUGGACAAACAUCACAAGGGUCUCUAUUCACCUUAAAGAUAAUUUUAACAACGGCCAAAGUUCUCUUUGAUGUUGACGUGUGAUCUUGUAAAUAAGACUUGAUAACGAGAUGCUUUGCGCGAAGUAGCAGUUACCUAAAGCAUCUGGAUAUGAUCCUGGAAACAGACGUUUAGGGUAGAAUCCACUAGUGACAUUGAGCAGAUCUGGAUAACAAGCUUUAGGUUCUGUAUUCACCUUUAAGAUAUCUGUAACAACAGCCAACGUUUCGUUGUUCUCUUGAUGCCGACAUUUGAUCUUGUAAAUAUGACGGAAUAACAAGGUUCUCUUCCCAAGGAUGAACAUCACAAGGUUCUCUAUUCAUGACCUUUAAGAUAGUUAUAACAACAGCCAAAGUUUCGCUGCUCUUUGAUGCCGCAUCUGUUCUUGUAAAUAUGACUGGAUAGCAAGAUUGUCUUGCGAUGGACGAUGGACUUCCGAUGGACAAACAUCACAAGGUUAUCUAUUCACCUUUAAAUUUAUAACAACAGCCAACGUUUCUCUGUCCUCUUGUGGCAGACAUCUGCUCUUGUAAAUAUGACUGGAUAGCAAGAUGCUUUGCGCGAAGUAGCAGUUACCUAAAGCAUCUGGAUAUGAUCCUGGAAACAGACGUUUAGGGUAGAAUCCACUAGAGUGACAUUUAGCAGAUCUGGAUAAGAAGCUUCUAUAUACACCUUUAAAAUAGUUAUAACUACAUUGACAUGGAGCAGAACUUGUUGAAGAACAGGCUAUAUACCCUAACUACGAAUUGCUUGUCUGUUAGACAAUCUAUUAUCCAGACAUUUACACAUCUGAUGAAAUUGUUGACGGAUGUAAAUAUGAUACGAUUCAGCUAUACAGUAUGAGAAAGUUAAAUAUUUCAGGUGGUCAAGAUUCAAAUGUAUAUUGUAGAAUUUGUGGAGUAUAUCAUGUAAUUGAUCUUUCUCUAUAAAGAAACUUUUCAAUGUCUAUUCUUAAACAAAGUUGAAAAAUGUUCGAAUGUCUUUGACAAGGAAUGAGCUAUGAAUUUCGCGGUUCAACUUCGUUUUAGAACAAUUUUACAACACAAAUGAACCUUCAAACCCUCCAUAUUUAAUAUAGCAAAGUCUAGAUGCUGCUAGGAACCCGAGUGCACAUGGGAAACAAAGUCAUGGCGCAAAUUCGUGUUUGUACAGACGUGUAUAAUGUCUAAUUAAGCUUGUUGCACAAAAGAGAAGUAUGUACAGAAUGUAGUAUAUGAUGAAGCAAUGCCGACUGUACAUUAGGAUCCGUUGUUCGAUAGUCUAGAUGUAUUCUAGUAUUAAACAUGGCGCCCUAUGAAAACUUGCUGGCCAUCAAACAAAGAUGUAAGUAACGUUAUGCUAUAAUGGUAAUGCAAACAUUUUGUGUCAUCUAAAUAGACAUUGCCUUUCUCUGCCUACUGUAGCCAAACUACUGAAAUAGUAUUGCACGAUGUUGCAAUGCACAUACGAAUACAUGGAAUGGUUCCACAUAGUAUGAGAAAUAUUAUCACUAGUCGAUGUAACAAAACUAUAGUAAAUGCUAUCAAUAAAUUUACUCAUCUUGUCCUGAUGAACAAUUCUUAGUUUUAUUUCGUCACUGUAUUAUCUUGAUGCUCUUGGUUGUUAGGAUACUGCUACUGAUCAGAACGACUUAGAAAUAUGUGUAGAGAUGGUGAGUUAGAAAGCACGCCAUUUCUAAUCGUCUCCAGAUUUCUCGAAUAAACCCACCUAAAACUGCGAGACUGUUG